Molecule: messenger RNA, 438 nt
Organism: Pterocles gutturalis (yellow-throated sandgrouse)
Lineage: Eukaryota; Metazoa; Chordata; Aves; Pterocliformes; Pteroclidae
Product: ras-GEF domain-containing family member 1B-like
Exons: 4
Biological process (GO): Ras protein signal transduction; positive regulation of GTPase activity
Cellular component (GO): plasma membrane
Molecular function (GO): guanyl-nucleotide exchange factor activity
Source: RefSeq, a predicted model, not a curated record
AUGCCGCAGACGCCUGCCUGCACCGCCGUGCUCGACGCCGGUGGCUACAGCAGGAGCCUGUUCCAGUCCGGGGAGGAUGACCGUGGGGGGCUCUACUACCACGACAACAGCCUCCUGUCGGGGUCUCUGGAAGCUCUGAUCCAGCACUUGGUGCCCAGCAUUGAUUACUAUCCCGACAGGACAUACAUCUUCACCUUCCUUCUCAGCUCACGCCUGUUCAUGCAUCCAUACGAGCUCAUGGCCAAGGUCUGCCAUCUGUGCUUCGAGCAGCAGCGACGAAGCGAGCCUGGCCUGGAGAAGAGCUGGAUACGAAAAAUCGCACCCAAAGUCCUGCAGUUGCUGACCGAAUGGACAGAGACGUUUCCGUAUGAUUUCCGAGAUGAAAGAAUGAUGAGGAACCUAAAGGAGCUGGCACAGAGAAUAGCCAGUGGUGACGAG